AUGCCAAAAACAAACUUUUACAAACUCGUCGUCGAGCAAGAAAUGGAUGACCCUUCAAAAGACUGGUUCUUUUACAUAAAAACUCAAGAAUUCAAGUCGAUUCCCGGUGUGUUUUGGGAAUAUUCCUGCGGAUGUUGCAUCAAAUUGCCAAGCGACUGCUCAGAUACGUUUCUUCGUGGCCCGACAGCUUGGUCCUUUGAUGUUGAGAAGAUCAGCAAGAAAUCUUCGUUUUGGGGAGAAGAUGAUUCGCCACCUACGAGCCAUGUUUACUGCCCAAAAGAGCCGGAGUUUCUCCGCACUCUACAAUGGCACCUGAAUAUCCUCGUUCGAAAUCCCCGACUUUUCCCACAUCGCUUGGUUCAUCUUGCAUCCACUGCUCUUGGUAGAGAGAAGCUCACAAAAGCGUUUACGACUCCAGCUCAAAUUCCUGACGACAUCAACAAAAGUCUGCUGCCAGAAAAUCUCCGAAAAUCAUUCGAGGAAGAAAAGAAAAGUGGCGAAGCCUUGGGUGACAAAGAACUCGAAGAUCUCUUCGCUGCGCCAACGAACAAGAAGACGAAGAAGCAGAAAAAGUCGGCGAAGAAGCCAAACAAAGGAAAAACUCCAAACAACAUUCGAAAGACGAAGAAACCUGUUAGACUGAAUGAGACAUCGACAGAAACCGAAGCUCGACCACUGCCAACCGGGAAUACUUACUCUUCAAAACAUCCCCUGCAAUUCUGGAACCUAACCAGCUAUGAGAAUUUUCCCGCGAUAUUUAACAAAAUAGACAAAAAUGGACUGAAGAAGCAUUACAUCGCAAAUUUGACGAUUUCUUUAGUGAAUUUAAAUUACGACGAAGCUGAGAAAUUCUGUGCAACUCGUGGGCUUAAACUUGCAUCAGACGAACUAGAAAUAAAAACAAACAGUCUGCUCUAUGGAACCUUUGGCUGGAUCAACUCAAAAGUCAACUUUUCAUCGGGAAAGCUCCAGAUCGCCAACAUUUACAAAGCAAGAGCUUUAGAGAAGAUCGAGAAUUUCAACUCUCGAAAAAUAUUUGCCCAGAGGGAGUUCACUUUAGUGGGUAUACCAGUUUGUGUAUUUAUAGAUGAGAAUCUUCAUGAAACAAGAACUGGCAAUACGCUUAUCUGUGAAAAUGAUCCUUUUGAUGAAAACGGGCGAGUGAAAGUCUUCCGCAACUGCACAAUGAACUGCAAAUCUCUUCAACUCAACGCCACCUUUAUAAACAAACACGGACUGUUUGUCCGGAGCGAGGAAAUUUGGCAUGAGGAAAAGGGGGAAAAUAAGACCUUUGUCUACGUAGUGUACUGCAACAUCAACGCAACGUUCAACGCCCGGCUUUACCAGCGCCUCUUGAAUGGCUACAAAUACGUUUUGGACACCAAUCAAACUGGCUGUAAGAUGCCCCUUGAAGAAGCCAUUCCUAUCUUUGACAAGAACCCCUGGGACUCGAAUCAAGUACCAGACGAGUGUGUCAAAUUAACGUACCGAACUGGAUUCGAUGCAUCUUCUUAG
Messenger RNA from Oikopleura dioica, 1515 nucleotides. The record is from the annotation of a GenBank genome assembly. Lineage: Eukaryota; Metazoa; Chordata; Appendicularia; Copelata; Oikopleuridae.